Molecule: messenger RNA, 1663 nt
Organism: Trichosurus vulpecula (common brushtail)
Lineage: Eukaryota; Metazoa; Chordata; Mammalia; Diprotodontia; Phalangeridae
Gene: LRRC43
Product: leucine rich repeat containing 43
Exons: 10
Coding region: 88-1590 (500 amino acids)
Source: RefSeq, a predicted model, not a curated record
GUCACCCUCAUUGAUGAGGAUCUGCUGAAGUUCCUUAAGCUUGAAGAGUUGAUCCUGAGUGCCAACCGAAUCAGGGUGGUGGAUCCCAUGAAUCUGCCCCCAACUCUGAAGGUUCUGGAGCUCUAUGGAAACGAAAUGACCAGUAUCCAGUGUCUGUGCUCUCACCCCCCUCCAGCCCUCCAGCAUUUGGGUGUGGGCCACAACAAACUUAUUGGCUUCCUGGAAAGCCAAUAUGUCACAGUCAAUCACUGGCCUAACCUGGUCUCCCUGGACCUGGGCUACAAUGACCUGACUGAGCUUCGCUACAUGAUCGCUGGCCUGUGUACCCUGCCCCAGCUGAGGCUGCUGGUGCUGCAGGGAAACCCUCUGGCCCUGGUGCCCCAUUACCGCGGCUACACCGUCGACUGCAUGCCCCACCUCUAUGUGCUGGACGACAUCAGUGUCUCCCCAGAAGAAAGACACCUGUUCCAGGGGCUCAGCUGCAAACUAGGGUUUGCAGAAGAAGAAGCCUAUUUGACAGUGACUGUGAAGAAUGUCACAGGUGUUUUGGAUUCCUCUGUCUUGGACCCAGAACCAACAAUUGAAGGUCCUUAUAUUGUUUAUAGCUACUAUGUGACAUAUAAUUUUGUCGAGGAUGAAAAAGACACUGGGAAGGAGUGUGCUAGUAAUAUGGAAGAGGUUAUCAAACCCAACAAAAGUCCACUACUGUCAACUGUGCUUUCCAAGGAGGGUAUUAAUGACACUGAAGCAGAUCCCCGGCUCAACCCGGCCCCAGGGUCAGUUCUCUUUAGCACGAUACGAAAACCUUGGACCAAUAUUAUUGAAUACGAUUAUAAGAUGAAACAUAAUCUGAAGGACCUGGUGCCAUUGAAGGCCUUUCUGUUGCUGGGAACCAACGUUUCCAUAGUGGAGGAAAAGAGAGUUUCUUGGCUAAUUCUUCCUACUCCAGAGGACAGUCCCCCAACUAGCAAGAAAGGAAAAGGCGAGAAAGACAAGAAGGGAAAAGAGAAGGAUGAGGAAAAAGAGAAAGACAAGAAGGGAAAAGAGAAGGACAAGGAAAGAGAGAAAGACAAGAAGGGAAAAGAAAAGGACAAGGAAAAAGAGAAAGACAAGAAGGGAAAAGAGAAGGACAAGAAAGAAAAAGAGAAGGACAAGAAGGAAAAAGAGAAGGACAAGGACAAGAAAAAGGGGAAAGAAGAAAAGGAAAAGGAAAAAGAAAAAGAAAAAAAGGAGAAGUUAAAAAGGAGGGACACACCUAAGGAAUUUCGUCAGGAUCCCCCCAUCCUGCGAGUCUUGGGGAGUCAGCUGCUCAACUUGGAGCCCUUGCUAUCUGGGGAGACCCUGGUGGCCUCUCUGUGCAAUUUUGGGACGGUCCGUACAGCUGAAACUGACAAAAUGGUCUAUCUAAGGGACCAAAAGACAAAGACCAAGAAGGGUGCUAAACAAAAGGCGAAGGACAAAGAUAAAAAGAAAGAGAGUAUGUUGUUUGAAGAACCCGAUUACCAGCCAGACCCCCUGACAGUGGACGUUCAGAUCCAGCUGUGCCACUAUAAGUCCCUCACAGAAGCACUGGCCGGGCCCCCCUUGUGAUCCUCUACCCCAUUUUUAUGCCUCUUAGAUUUGGGUGGUAAAGGUGUUUAGUUAUAAAGUGUUGUUUUGCUUG